This is a messenger RNA of Dentiscutata erythropus, 668 nucleotides long. NCBI's taxonomy places the organism in Eukaryota, Fungi, Glomeromycota, Glomeromycetes, Diversisporales, Gigasporaceae. The record is from the annotation of a GenBank genome assembly.
AUAUGCAAGAACUGAGGAAAAAAGAUCAAAUACAGAAGUAUUAUAUAUAGCAAUACAUAAUAUUAAUAGUAAAGAUAUGAGAACUUAUAAUGCACCAAAAACAGAUGAAGUAGCUAUAAUAUAUGGUUAUAAAAGUGAUGAAGAGAAACCAAAUAAAAGAGAUAUUAUUAUUAAAAGAAAUAAUAAUAUAUUAAUAAGAAUAUCAGAAUUUCAUGAUGCUUAUGAUUCUUUACAAUAUCCAAUAUUAUUUCCAUUUGGAGAAUAUAUUGCUACAAAUAUUAUUAAAGAUUUUAAUUCAAAUUUAACUGCAGGUAUAACUAAAGAUCAAUUAAGCAAAUUUUGGCAACAAAGAAUUAAUAAUUAUAUACAAGAGGCUAAAGAAGAUAUUCAACAAGAAAAUAGUCAACAAAAAGAAAUUCAACAAAAAGAAAUUAUUGAAGUUGAUGACUUUUCAAAAACAAUGUCUAUUGAAUUUGACAAUUUAUUACAAAGAAGUUCAGGUUUAUCAGGUGUUUUUGAUAAUAUAGCUUUUAAAUCCUCUACAAGUAUGAGUAUUAGUGAACUUAGUGAAGAAAAAAUUAUAGAAGAAGAAAUUAAAUCUCAAACUGAAUUAGAAAAAGAUAAUAUUGAAUCUCAAACUGAAUCAGAAAAAGAUGAUAAUAAUAGUA